AUGUCUUCCGCCGUCGUCGCUAGACUCAGGCGCAUCGGCGCGUCGACGCGGUCGCCGUCGAAAAAAUCGCCGGCGAAAGCCUUCGACAUCUCACGAGACUCCCCGUUUUUCAUCGGUCGUCAGCAGGACGCGAACGUGCGACUGUGCGAACCGACAGUGUCGAGGAAGCACGCGGUAUUUCAAGUCAUCGACGGAACCAUGGUGCUGAAGAACAUGAGCACGCUGAAUCCGGUAUCACUCAACGACGCCAUGCUCGACGUGAAUACGGCGGUGCGCAUGAGGAACGGUGACGUCGUGGGGAUUCAGCUCACCGACGACGAAGAGGCGAGGUUUGUCUUCGAACAAGUCGUCGACUCUCUCGCUCGAUCUCCAUUAAAAGAGGGCGGUGGAAACACUCCACCGAGCGUCUCACCUAGUAAGCAGCUCUCCGGUGACGAGAACGUCGCUCCCGCGCAAAGUCAGAAAAGUACACCUCGACGAUUUGAGACGUUGAGUAAGCUCACGGGAACGCCGAUGCCAUCGAAACAUAUUCUCAAGCAAGUUUCGACCCUUAAGAAGUCGCGCGAAAAGAAAAGUCGGGACUCCGCCACGAAAUGUUCUCCUGCGGCUCCCAACUCCAAUGUCAGGCGCAUGGGAGGCGACUUUGACAAGCAGGAAUGCGGAUCGCCGGAGGGACGAGCGGCGAUCACACCGAAGUCGCCAGCGAAGAGUGUGCUGAAAGCUCCCGAGAACAGGCUCGCGGUUCGUCCGAGCUCAAUCCGUCGGCGUUCCAUUUCGUUCGCUGGAGACGAAGAGUUAGAAGCCAUCAAGUGGAUUGCCCCGCACGACGGCAAGGUUGAGCUCUGCGGACGAAUCGCUCCUCUGGCUCUCGAUGCGCCACGAUCACCUCGCAAUCGUCGAUCGCUAUCGAGAUCUCCGAAUAGUACGAUUAAGGCUUUGCCUGCUCCCGAAGUCGUGCUCGCUCUUCCGGCGCCGGAGCAGAAGCGACGCUCAAGUAUUUCUUUCAAAGCGGUUGAAGACGGCGAUGAGAAUGAAACUCCCGAUGGUGCUUUCACGAGAAGUGAAAGUCGCAUCCAUCGCAGAGAUACACCACAUGUUUCAUCGAGGAGAAAGUCGCGGUCGCCAUCAACUGAGUCCACGCCUGUCAGAACCACUUGUGAACUGGAAGAAGUUGAUAUGACAGAAAGCGUGGCCACCGUCACUCCUCCGGAUCAACAAAACAACCUGAUGUCUCGCCUGAAUAUCGUCGCCACGCCAAGCUCGGAAUUCAAGCGACCGGCGGCGCCGCACAAUACUCCUGUCGCCAACGAGUUCAACUUGGAGGGUUUCGACUUGUUCAGGGCGACACCAAACAAAAUUCGAGGGAUUUUCGAAGAGGACACGGUGUGUGAUGCCAUCAUGCGUGCCGUUGAGACGAUGGAGGCGGAAGCGGAGGAAGACAUCAGUGCAGUGUGUGACCUAGACAAAGCGCUCGAACGUUUAUCGACGCCUUCGAGCACGAAGAAGCGUGUCAAUGAUUGGUUACGUGCCGAAGGCGCGCUGGCUGAAAUUCCUGACGAAGUGGAUGAACGAUAUUCUUUGACGCCUGGAGUUGAGCCUUCGCCAGCAAAAUCUAUCGUCGUCGCGUACAAGCGACGACGAAGCAAUAAAUUGAAGAAUGGAUUGAGUAUGAGGAUCGAGCAGUUGCAUCGCGCGUUGAGGCUCACACGACGGGCACUUUCAAAGGAGCGCAAGCGAAAUGGAGCGUUGAAGGAAAUGUACUUUGAGCUCUUGAACACGAAAGAAAACAGCGCUGUCUCUCCGGAAGUGAAGACUCCGAAAGUUGCAUUACAAGUCAACGUGCGCACCGCCACGCCACCGCCGCCGAAGACUCCCAAAGUCGCAAUGCAGAUCAAUGUCAAAGAAGCAACGCCGAAGACGCCCAAGGUCGUUCUCAACGUUUCUAUGAAAGAAACGACGCCGUCUCUCAUCCUCGACAGAGACGAAGAACCGAUCGCAGAGCGUCAACGAACGCCUGUCGCAGCUUCGAAGAAUUCUUCGGCUCCGUACUGCUCCGUAUGUGAGGUUGUUGACAAGUGUAAAACGGUGUCGUGCGCUCACUGCUGCAUCUCGUUCCAUCUCAAGUGCCUGAAGCCAAAGUUGACGAGAGUUCCGAAAGGACCUUGGACGUGCUCUUUGUGCCCGACGGCAAACGAGUCGAAAAUUCCAAGUACCAAGCGCGCGCGCGAAGUGGAAGCCGAACCAGUGCGCGCAACCCGAUCGAGUCGCCGAGUGAAACAUUCAUAG
Messenger RNA from Ostreococcus tauri, 2286 nucleotides. Its product is annotated as Zinc finger, PHD-finger. Gene Ontology annotation, molecular function: protein binding. The coding region runs from base 1 to 2286 and encodes 761 amino acids. The transcript has a single exon. Lineage: Eukaryota; Viridiplantae; Chlorophyta; Mamiellophyceae; Mamiellales; Bathycoccaceae. The record is from RefSeq and is a predicted model, not a curated record.